Molecule: messenger RNA, 4772 nt
Organism: Pteropus alecto (black flying fox)
Lineage: Eukaryota; Metazoa; Chordata; Mammalia; Chiroptera; Pteropodidae
Gene: ATP2B4
Product: ATPase plasma membrane Ca2+ transporting 4
Exons: 24
Coding region: 967-4479 (1170 amino acids)
Biological process (GO): calcium ion transmembrane transport; regulation of cytosolic calcium ion concentration
Cellular component (GO): intracellular membrane-bounded organelle; membrane
Molecular function (GO): PDZ domain binding; ATP binding; P-type calcium transporter activity
Source: RefSeq, a predicted model, not a curated record
CUCCUCCCGCACUGCUGGGGAGAGCUGUUGAGCUAGAGUCUGGCGGACUUGGCUGGAGCUGUUGCCAUGACAAGCAUUUUCUUAAGAAAGCUCUGCUGUUGAGACCAUUCAGAGCUGGGGGUUGAGAGGGGAGGCACGAACUUCCUGGAGAAGCAUCCUUACGAAGAAAGCAAGACCAGGACACCCGCCCGGCAGCCCUGCAUUAUUUUCUUCCAGGAACCUGAAAGGUCCUUCUCAUUGGGAGGGCCGGGGGGAGGAGACCCGGCCCACUCCCCGGCGGUGGCUGUAAAGGCGAGAGAGCAAAGCCAGCAUCUCUAAAGUGGCUGCCACACUGGGGAGACCCGUGGGUGGUCACCCCCACCCUCCCCUGUCCAUGGAAACCUGGACGGAGAGUCCUGCUUGGAGAAGGCUGGAUCUUUGCUAGAAAGAGAGGGAUCCCCAAACUCCUGGCCGUGGACCAGUAGCAGUCCGUGGCCUAUUAAGAACCUGGCCGCACAGCAAGAGAGAUCCAGUUGUCAUCGGUAUCCUGGGAGCCCUUUUCCUUCUCCUGCUGCCUCUCUACCACCGCAGUUGCUGGCUGUUGCUAAGGUUGCCUCCAUGGUAACAUGCACAUCUUGUUUAUACCUCCAUCUGGGCAAGUCGGUCUAAGCUAGGAACCUACCUACCCUGGACAACCACUUCCAGUACCACGUGGGGACACCAAUCUUCGUGACACGUGGUCCGGCUUCCACUCAGUUCCCCCAUCCUCUUCCUCUUCUCGCUGCCAAGCCUCAUACAGGAAAAAGGAUCUGGGCUAGAGACUCUGAAGCUUAUUGCACAAGAUAUAGUCCAUCAAUUUCCUAAGUGCUCUCAGGGAAGCAAGAAGGAAGAAGGAAGAAGUGAGGCAGAGAGGCAAGGGACACUGAUCAAUUGAAGGGAAACUCCACAUUUUUUCUCUUGUCGAGGGGUUUGGUAACAGGAGUCAAAAUGACGAACCCUACAGAACGUGGCCUGCCGGCCAAUUCAAUGAUUGAAAGCCGUGAAGGGGACUUUGGCUGCACAGUAAUGGACCUGAGGAAGCUCAUGGAGUUGCGCUCAACUGAUGCAAUGAACCAGAUCAAUAUCCACUAUGGAGGUGUAAUAAAUCUCUGCAGUAGACUGAAAACCAACCCUGUGGAAGGCCUAUCUGGGAACCCGGCAGAUCUGGAGAAACGUAAGCAAGUGUUUGGACAGAACUUAAUCCCUCCCAAAAGGCCCAAGACCUUCUUAGAAUUAGUGUGGGAAGCCCUUCAAGAUGUCACACUCAUCAUCCUGGAGAUCGCGGCCAUAAUCUCCCUGGUCCUGUCCUUCUACCGCCCCCCUGGUGAAGAAAAUGAACAGUGUGGUCUACCCGUAAGUAGCCCAGAAGAUGAAGGGGAGGCAGAAGCCGGCUGGAUUGAGGGGGCAGCCAUUCUAUUCUCGGUGGUCAUCGUAGUGCUAGUGACAGCCUUCAAUGAUUGGAGCAAAGAGAAGCAGUUCCGGGGGCUACAGAACCGCAUUGAAAAGGAACAGAAAUUCUCUAUCAUCCGGAACGGUCACAUCAUCCAGCUCCCUGUGGCUGAGAUCGUGGUGGGUGAUAUCGCCCAAAUCAAAUAUGGUGACCUGCUGCCUGCAGAUGGGAUCCUGAUCCAGGGUAAUGAUCUCAAGAUUGACGAGAGCUCUCUGACGGGGGAAUCGGACCAUGUCAAGAAAUCCGUGGAAAGAGACCCCAUGUUGCUCUCAGGGACCCAUGUCAUGGAAGGUUCUGGCAGGAUGGUCGUGACUGCUGUGGGUGUCAACUCCCAGACUGGAAUCAUCUUUACCCUCUUGGGGGCCAGUGAGGGAGAAGAAGAGAAGAAGAAGAAAGGUAAAAAACAAGGAGUCCCUGAAAAUCGCAACAAAGCAAAGACUCAGGACGGAGUGGCCCUGGAAAUCCAGCCACUCAACAGCCAGGAGGGGCUCGACAGUGAGGAAAAGGAGAAAAAGGCAGCCAAACUGCCCAAGAAGGAGAAGUCAGUGCUGCAGGGCAAGCUGACUCGCUUGGCUGUUCAGAUCGGGAAAGCUGGUCUGAUCAUGUCCGCUAUCACCGUUCUCAUCCUGAUUCUGUACUUCGUGAUUGACAACUUCGUGAUACAGCGCAGACCAUGGCUAGCAGAGUGCACUCCCAUUUACAUCCAGUACUUUGUCAAGUUCUUCAUCAUUGGCGUCACCGUACUGGUGGUAGCUGUGCCGGAGGGGCUGCCACUGGCUGUCACCAUCUCACUGGCCUACUCUGUGAAGAAAAUGAUGAAAGACAAUAACCUGGUACGGCAUCUGGAUGCUUGUGAGACAAUGGGCAACGCCACAGCCAUUUGCUCUGACAAGACAGGCACAUUGACCAUGAACCGCAUGACAGUGGUACAGGCUUUUAUCGGAGACACCCGUUACCAUCAGCUCCCAAGUCCUGAUGCCCUUGUGCCCAAGGUCCUGGACCUUAUUGUCAAUGGCAUUUCUAUCAACAGUGCCUAUACCUCCAAGCUCCUGCCUCCGGAGAAGGAGGGAGGCCUGCCACGGCAGGUGGGCAACAAGACAGAGUGUGCGCUGCUGGGCUUUGUCACUGACCUGAAGCAGGACUACCAUGCGGUGCGCAGUGAGGUGCCCGAGGAGAAGCUCUACAAGGUGUACACCUUCAACUCAGUGCGCAAGUCCAUGAGCACCGUCAUUCAGAAGCCCAGCGGCGGCUACCGCAUGUACAGCAAGGGCGCCUCUGAGAUCAUCUUGCGCAAGUGCAAUCGAAUCCUGGACAAGAAAGGGGAAGCAAUACCAUUCAAGAAUAAGGACCGAGAUGAGAUGGUACGCACUGUCAUUGAGCCCAUGGCCUGUGAGGGACUCCGGACUAUCUGCUUAGCUUACCGAGAUUUCAAUGACGUGGAGCCCCCGUGGGACAAUGAGAACGAGAUCCUAACUGAACUGACCUGUAUCGCAGUGGUGGGCAUUGAGGACCCCGUGCGUCCAGAGGUCCCAGAAGCUAUUGCCAAAUGCAAACGAGCCGGCAUCACUGUCAGAAUGGUGACAGGAGACAACAUCAACACGGCCCGGGCCAUCGCCACCAAAUGUGGCAUUGUGACACCUGGGGAUGACUUCUUGUGCUUGGAAGGCAAAGAAUUCAACCGACUCAUUCGCAACGAGAAGGGCGAGGUGGAGCAAGAAAAACUGGACAAGAUCUGGCCUAAGCUUCGAGUCCUGGCACGAUCUUCCCCCACUGACAAGCAUACACUGGUAAAAGGCAUCAUUGACAGCACUGUUGGGGAACAGCGACAGGUGGUGGCUGUCACUGGUGAUGGCACAAAUGAUGGGCCAGCUCUGAAGAAAGCGGAUGUUGGCUUUGCCAUGGGUAUUGCAGGCACAGAUGUGGCAAAAGAGGCAUCAGACAUCAUCCUAACAGAUGACAAUUUUACCAGCAUCGUGAAGGCCGUGAUGUGGGGACGAAACGUCUAUGACAGCAUCUCCAAGUUCCUGCAGUUCCAGCUCACUGUCAAUGUGGUGGCCGUGAUUGUGGCCUUUACUGGAGCCUGCAUCACUCAGGAUUCACCACUGAAAGCCGUGCAGAUGCUGUGGGUUAAUCUAAUCAUGGACACGUUCGCCUCGUUGGCCCUGGCCACAGAGCCUCCUACAGAUUCUCUGUUGAAACGUCGCCCCUAUGGCCGAAAUAAGCCUCUGAUCUCACGGACUAUGAUGAAGAACAUCUUAGGACAUGCGGUCUAUCAGCUCACAAUUAUCUUUUUCCUUGUCUUUGCCGGUGAGAAAUUCUUUGACAUUGAUAAUGGCAGGGANGCACCUCUACAUUCCCCACCCAGCCAGCACUACACCAUUGUUUUCAACACCUUCGUACUGAUGCAGCUCUUCAAUGAAAUCAACUCACGCAAGAUCCACGGGGAGAGGAAUGUCUUUGCAGGCAUCUUCCGCAACCUCAUCUUCUGUUCUGUGGUCUUGGGCACAUUCAUCAGCCAGAUUCUCAUUGUGGAAUUUGGGGGUAAACCUUUCAGUUGUACGAGUCUCACCCUGUCCCAGUGGUUUUGGUGUCUCUUCAUUGGCAUUGGAGAACUGCUGUGGGGCCAGAUAAUCUCCACGAUACCUACCCAAUCCCUGAAGUUCCUAAAGGAGGCUGGGCAUGGCACCACCAAAGAGGAGAUCACCAAGGAUGCAGAGGGCCUGGACGAGAUUGACCAUGCAGAGAUGGAGCUGCGCCGGGGCCAGAUCCUGUGGUUCCGGGGCCUGAACCGUAUUCAGACUCAGAUCGACGUAAUUAACACAUUCCAGACGGGAGCCUCUUUUAAGGGAGUCCUAAAGCGACCGACCAUGGGUCAACAUCUUGAUGUAAAACAUGUUCCUAGCUCAUCCUAUGUAACAGUUGCUCCAGUCAAAUCUCCCCCCACCACUUCUGUUGCUGCUGCUGUUUCAUCUCCUACUCUGGGCAAUCAAAGUAGUCAAAGCAUUCCAUAGUUCCCUCCAUGAAAGCAUCCAGAAACCCAAGAACCAAAAUUCCAUCCACAACUUCAUGACCCACCCUGAAUUCGCCAUAGAUGAGGAGGUGCCACGAACACCACUCCUGGAUGAGCAAGAGGAGGAAAAUCUUGAAAAGGUUUCUACGUCUGGGACUAGGGUGCUGCUGUUGGAUGGUGACGUCACUCCGUACGCCAACAAAAACAACAAUGCGAUGUGUUGCAGCCAGGUGCAAAUUGUUGCCUCCCACCCGGACAGCCCUCUGCACAGCCUGGAGACAUCAGUUUGAACUU